Filobasidium floriforme is the source of this 1806-nucleotide messenger RNA. RefSeq lists its product as uncharacterized. Gene Ontology annotation, biological process: positive regulation of GTPase activity; endoplasmic reticulum to Golgi vesicle-mediated transport. Gene Ontology annotation, cellular component: endoplasmic reticulum membrane. Gene Ontology annotation, molecular function: GTPase activator activity. The record is from RefSeq and is a predicted model, not a curated record. Bases 1 to 1806 code for a protein of 601 amino acids. The transcript has 6 exons. Lineage: Eukaryota; Fungi; Basidiomycota; Tremellomycetes; Filobasidiales; Filobasidiaceae.
AUGGACCAUGAUCUGGACUGGCGAAUCAGCAGAGAGUCGGCCUUGAACUUGGCGAUCGAGCAGAACGACCUCGUUAGCUUGAGAAAAUGGUCGGUCGAGCCCGGCGGCUUCGGGACGAACGAGCUUCGACAAAAGGUCUGGCCGUAUCUCCUACACGUCAACCUCAGCGCAAGCACCCAAAAAUCGAGCAUCGACUCGGACAACAAACACGAUCACAAAAUCGACGACGACAACAACAAGCAUAUCCAAGAUCCAGAAAAACCAAACGUUAAAGAUAGUCACGACGAUAUAUCCGCUAGUAAUGAGCCUCAUAAAGAAGAACGUCAAGUAGGACUCGACACCAACCGUUCCUUUGUCCACUAUCCGGAAAAAUUGACACCCUCGGAGAAGAAGAGGCUUCAAGCAGAGCUUAACGAGCUGAUCAUGACCGUACUCCGCCGGCACACUGGUCUGUCUUACUUUCAAGGCUACCACGAUAUCAUCUCCGUCCUCUAUCUAUCCUUUUUUCCAUAUGUCCCACCAUGUCGUCAACCUCGCUCCUCAUCCUCAGCCCGAGGUUCUCCAUCCACCUCCCGCUCUCAAUCUCGUUCACAAUCACGCAACCGUAUGCAGCCGCAUUUGGUCUUGGAGGACGUUGAUAGCGAUGCCAAGGUCAAGCCGGACCCCGAUCGUCCUGUAGAAAAGUCGGCUACAGUUGAGCGAAAGACCAGGAACCAGGAUAAACCAGAGUGGAAGCAGCUCGUGGAUUGCUGCGAGGCGUUGAGCUUGUUGAGGAUCAGGGAUGGGAUGGGAAAGAGUCUUGGACCCGUCGUUGGCUAUUUGAGGCGAGUCAUUUCUACCGUUCCACUGUCAAACGGUGAUAAGCUGAUCAACCACAGACAUGUACUCUGCGUCUCCCCAACCCCGUACUUCGCCCUCUCUUGGAUGCUCACCCUGUUCUCGCACGACUGCGACACGUUCGUCCCGGUCCAACGCAUUUUCGAUUACCUCCUCUGCCGAAAUCCGGCUAUCGUCAUAUAUUUGGGAGUCGCCCUGAUCGUACUGAAAAAGGACCGCUUGGUGGCGCUCGAGGACACGCUUGACGAGGACCCAGGGGUAUUGCACACCAAUCUCUCGCUCCUCCCUCCGUUGAUCGCCGACGACCCCGACUCUUCGCCAGACGAUGGUGUCGGCUUCGAACCGCAUAUCGCACCGAAAAGGCGGGAUUCCUACCUGGACCCUAGCGAACCCAAUCCUCUACCGCCCGUCAUCCUCUCCGAGCUCUUCCGGUUGACGGACAGCCUCUGGGAGAGGUUUCCCCUCAGUCAUCCGGAGAUUCGGGCGGACGAGAUUCUGGGCUCCAAGAGCGUGGUCUUUACCUACCCGGAUGUGACUCAUAGUCCAGGGCCGAACGUUAUGGACGGAAAGGCCGCUGCCGAAUGGGCGAAGAACGGGGUAGACGAGGAUCAGGUCGUCGUCGAGCCUGCUCCUCCAUACUCGGACGCCGAGGAUGAGGUUCAAGAGGAAGAUGAGAGCAAGCCCGAACCUAUGAAGAGGAAGAGGAAGCGACAACAAUCGAUCAGAAUCAGCAGGACCGCCUUGACGUUUGCGGUAGUCACCGUAGCUAUCGGGAUCGCUAUCUACCGGGGCCAAAAACUACCUGGGCAGGAUAGCCUGGCAACAUACGUCAUGUUCCGUAUCAUCAGACCUUGGCAGAGGAAGCUGGAGAUGCAGCGCGUUUGGCAGAACAUCCGGGCAGCUGGGGAUCAUGAGACGUUUGGAGGACGGAUCGUACGAACUCUGACUGAACUAAUUGGCUGGCGAUGA